UUCUACAGCUAGUAUUGAAUUAGAGGGGGGGGACAGUUUUCAUUUUGGGUUGGUGGCAGUGGAAGCAGCAACACAAGAACAACAAGGUCACAGUGGACUUUGAGCGUUCCUCCCAGUAAGUGCUCUAUAAAAGCUCCGCAGGGAUUCGGACGACUCAGUCUCAUCUGAGUACUCGCCAAACGUCCGAAGGAAUUGGGCUAUACGGGCCCACCAUGAGGGACUCCAAGCUCUGCCUUCUGCUGAUCCUCAGCACAUCAGCCUUGGCUGUUGCGCAAGAUGGAGAUCAGCCAACGUGUCUGCUGGCCAAACGGUACAAGACCCUGCACAAGUACGAAUACCAAUACGUAGCGGAAUCUCUGAAUGCCAUCGACGGAGCCUCGUCAGUCAAGAAUGGACCCAGGGCAACAUGCAAAGUUGAAAUCGAAGUUCCGCAGACUUGCAGUUUCAUCGUGCGCACCACUGGCUGUGCCCUGAGUGAAGUGGUUGGCUCUGACUCAGAUGGCAACCCCACAUUCGGUGCUGCCCCCAGCUCAAAUGCCUUUGCUGAUGAAAUGGAAAGAUAUCCUCUCAAGGUUGUAGUUGAGGGUGUCUACGAUGUGAAACUGUACCCUGAGGAAGGUGAGACAACAACCGCCCUGAACAUCAAGAGGGGUAUCAUCUCAGCCCUGGCUGUGCCUGUGAUGGAAGAGGACAAGAAUAAGAAUAUGCCAACAGUUCACGGUAUGUGCGAGACCUUCUACACCAUCAACGCUAGGGAGGACAUUGCAACUGACAUCAGCCUGGAAAGGGACCUCUCCACAUGUGACAGAUUUGUCCCAACAAGAGAUUAUACCAGCCCCUUGGCACUCAUCUCUGGCAUGCAAUACCCCCUUUCCAAGCUCGUCAGAAGCUCACAGACCUGUAACUACAAGUUUGACAACGAGAAGAAACACAUGACCUCCGGGUCCUGCACAGAGAAGCACAUCCUGAUCCCAUUCUCCCACAAGGGUGAAUAUGGCGUCACGAAUGUCGGAAAGCAAGAACUGACCCUGGUGCACGUUUCCACUUCCAACGACAGAAUCUUUGAUCAUGGUGAUAACGUCAAGGGUCUUCAUAUGGACACCGUUGAGCACAAGACAUACUUCCAGGAUAAAGAAGUUUAUCUGGAUCUGAUGAGUGAACUGGUCAAUCUGCCUGAGACUGAGGGCGAGAGGAGGGCACACUUCUUCCGUCAGAUGGUCACCAUGGUCCGCGGAAUGAAGACCGAAACUCUGAGCGGUGCCAUUCCAGAGGCUCUCGUUAUGUCCCGUGUCCUGACCUACCAAGUUCUGGCCCAGUGCGGAACUCCGGAGUGCAGCAGUGCCAUCAUGCAGAUCCUUCGGGGCUUCCAAACCACAGCAAUUGAAGUUGACGCCACAGUUUUUGCUUUGGGACUUGUUUCUAAUCCUUCUGCCCUGCUGAUAAAUGACAUGCUCGAAAUGGUCAAGUACAAGCCCAGCAAGCCCAUCAUGUACGCCCUGAGCAAUGUAGUCAAGAGGUUUUACAAAAGUGAAGGAAAGCUAAUCCCUGAGAUUCGCUCUGUUGCUGAGUUCUUGGCUGGUCAUUUGGGCGACUGCGCUGGUGACGAAGAAAACACUUUCCUGACUUUGAGGGUUAUUGGGAACAUGGCUCCCGCUGUUGUGCCUGCUAGUCCUGCACUCAGAUCUUCAGUGCUCCAGUGUGUGAACCAGCCAGCUGCUUCCCUGGCAGUGCAGCAAGCUGCCAUCCAGGUUUACCGGCUGACUCCCAUCUCAGAUGAGGGAAGAGAGCUUCUCAUUCAGGUCCUUUUGGACAGUGCCACCCCACUGCAAAAGAGAAUUGCUGCAUAUCUUGUGGUUAUGAAGAACCCACUGCCAAGUGAUUUAGCGCGUUUGGCCGCUGCCCUGCCCACCGAGAAAGAUACCCAAUUCAAGAGCUUUGUGGUAUCCCACAUGACCAAUAUUUUGUCUUCAACUGAGACUAAAACAGAAGAACUCAGACAAAAGAUUCGCGAUGCCAUCCAGGACAAUGAGAUUGGACCCGUCAUGAACCCCACCAAAUUCUCUCGUAACUACCGGAUGGGAUCUGUCGAGGGAAACAUGAUCUUUGAGGGCACCAGCUACCUGCCCAAAGAAGCCAUGCUGGAAAUGACUCUUAAGGCAUUUGGCUUUGACAUUGACAUGAUGGAGAUUGGUAUUGAGGGUAAAGGAUUUGAACCAACGGUUGAAGCACUCUUUGGUGACAAUGGAUUCUUCCCCGACACUGCCAUGAAGACGAUGUACUUUGUCUCGGAUAACAUGCAUGCAGUCAAAGAGAUUGUACAGAGCUUCCUUCCUGGUUUGAGGAAUGCUGAGAUGAAGAGACAGAUCUCUCAGAACUUCAUGAAAGAAGUUGGGCAGAAUCUCAACGUGCUGAUGAGAAAGCUGCAGACUACCAAGUCUCCAGAGGCGAUGAUGUAUCUGAGAUUGUUUGGAAACGAGCUUGGAUAUCUGAAGACCAGUGAAUUGGAAGCUAUGGCCUACUCUGCUGCCUUGAUGUUUGAGAGCAUGUUCAAGAUGUUCCCUACUGAUCUCCUGAAGGGACUGAUGACAAAGGCUGACAACACCAUCUUCGCCCACUACAUCUUCAUGGACAAUGACUUUUUCCUGCCGACUGUCACUGGCGUGCCUCUGAAAAUUACAUUGUCUGGAACCUUCACCCCUGGUGUCAAGGCUGGAUUUAAGAUUGCUCGCGACAUGAGUGAAGUCGCUUUCAUGCCCUCUGCAGGCGUUGAGUUUACAACCCACGUUGGCGCCUACAUUCCUGAAUAUCUCAACUCUGGAUUAGAGAUGCACUCCAACAUCUUCCACGAGAGUGGCCUCCAGGCCAAGAUCUCGAUGGGACGUGACCACGUCAAGCUGACCAUCCCUGCUCCAAAAAGCCCAACCAAGCUCAUCAAAAUGACAAACACCCUGGUGGCAGUGAAUGACCUGAGGGUCGUGACUCUCCCCCCAAUGGUGACAAACAAAGUCGAUGUCAGUGAAUGCACCCCCUUCUUUGCUGGGAUGAAAUAUUGCACUGCUCUUCAGUACACAGAUGCUUUCUCCCAAGACACAGCACCCUACUUCCCCAUCGCUGGUGACAGCAGAUUUGCACUGGAGCUCCAUCCUACAGGUGAAGUCACUGAGUACACUGCCACUCUUGCCUAUGAGCUGCUGAAGGAGGGAGAUGAGGGCAGGCAUAAGAUCGACUCUGUGAAGUUUGUUCUGAGAGCUGAAGGCGCCGAGCCCACGGAAGCCAGAGCCAUCAUGAAAUACAACAGAAGGAAGCACAUGGUCACAGCUGAUAUCCAGAUUCCGGACUAUGAUGUGGAAGCAGGAUUGAGACUGGGUGUUGUUGAUGGCAAUACCAGAGGCAAAGGAACCCAUUCCAUCUAUUUGGAUCUUCUGAACAAAAAAAUCCCUCAGCUUUCUCUCGUUGGUCGAGCCAAUCUUGAGGUGAUGAAGAAAGGUAUGCUUCAAAUUCAGCUUCUGGUCCCCACACUUAACGUUGACGCCUCAGUCACAGCUGACAUGAAGCGAGAGGAGGAAUUAGAAUUGAAACUGAAGAGUGAAGUGAAAGUCAUGGAUGCUGUGUCCAAGCAGGAGAUUGCAAUGAAAUAUGAUGACAACAAGGUUGAGGUUGGAUUCAAAUCUGACAUGAACACUGACGUCACCUUUGGCCCAUUCACGGAUUUGUUUGAGAAGUACACCCAAGACCUUCUUGACACACAGGUGGGACAGACCGACAUGAAGGUCGCUCACAUCUUGAAGAAGUUUGGAGAGGCGGCAAACAACUACAUGGAGAAGUACGGUGCUGAGAUCCCUUACCUCCAGAACUUCAGAGUUCCAGCUAUGCCUGAAAUUUCUCUGCCAGAGACACUAUUCCUGAACACUGAAACAAAGGCUGUGUACUACUUCAACAAAGAGCGCUUCACCGUCGCCAUCCCAGUCCCUCUUGGGGGAAAGUCAACAAAGGAGCUCAACUUCCCGCCGGCUUUAACAACACCUCACCUGUCUCUGCCCGAGUUUGGACUGGAGAUCGUCUCCAUGGAGAUUCCAAUCCCGGAGGUUUUUGUCCCUGAGAGGCUCACUUUUACUGUUCCUCUUUUUGGCAAAGCUGAAGUUUCAACACAGAUGAAGAGCAACCUCUACGACUUGGAGACCUCAUUCGCAGCCGGCAAGGAUGUUAUGGAAGCUCCAAGUUACUCUGCCAAGUUUGAUGUCAAAGGAACCUCUCCAUUUGAAAUCCUCUCAUUCAAGAUCGAAGGCUCUGGACUGUUGGCUACCACUGACUCACUGAAAGCCCAGAUGAAAGGCUCUUUGUCCCACAAGUUUCUUGAAGCCAGUGUCAGUUUUGUUGAGGAUGCAACCAUCACUGACAAAAUUAACGUUCACUCCCAUAGUAAGAUUGAAGCCACAAGCCCAUUUAGCCUCAAUGUCGACAUCGAUCACAACUCUCUGACUGGAAUCAACGCUGAGAAAAUCUCUGUUGAUAGCAGCUUUAAGGGAACGUUCAAGGCCGGACCCCUCUCUGCCAAGACUGUUUCAAAUCAGACAUUCUACAUUAUUCCAUUCAAACCAAAUGCAAAGUUCGAUUCUUUGCUUGAAUUGGAAUCAACAAUCGUUCAGGCUAAAAACAGAAUCACCGCAACCUUUGUGGAUGGUGAUCUCCUGGUUGUUUCGAACACCAAUGCCUUUGAAGACACCUUGACGCAUUCCGCUGAGUUUUCUUUCGCAGACAGCAAAGCCUCACUGAAGUGCCAUUCAAGCGCCCGUGCUCUUGGUAUGAAAAUCCACCACAAAGCUGAAGCCUCUGCUGGAGCAGGCAAAGUUGCUCUGAGAGUGGAAACCAACGCAGACCACCGAGAAGAUCUGAUCUACUCACUGCUCACUUCCUCUCUUGAUGUCAACGGUCUGACUGUAAACAGCGAUGCCAACAUUAAGCUUCUGAAGAACACGGCCAUGCACAAAGCCACCCUGAGAUUGGACAAGAACGGUUUGGUCACAAGUGGAACAAACACGCUUCGUAGCCCACUGUCUCUGGACAACACCUUUAACGCUGGGCUGGACACUACAAAAGCAACUCUGUCCUUCAAUAACAAGGCUGCAUUGUUUGACCUCAACUUUGAUAAUGGCAAUGAUCUGACGCUAACACUUUCUAGCCUUACCUUGAACUCUAAGGCUAAAGCCCAGGCUCGUGAGUAUGCCUCUUAUACUCACGAUGUUGCCAUUAACCUGACACCCUACACCGCAUCUGCCAAGGUCAACAACAACCUGAAGCUUCUCGCCGCUAAUAUCAUCAAUGAUGCCCAGUUGCAGGCCGGCUCCUACAAAAUUGACCUGACCGGAAGCCUGAAAACUACCUAUGAUAAGUCAGAGAUCAAGCACAGCUAUCAGAUUAACUAUGCUGACAUGACUGCCAUCGCAAAGUGCAGCACAAUUGGAAAUCUUUUUGGAACCUACAUGAGCCACACCUCAGAUCUUGAGAUUAUCGGUCUUGCUGCCAAGUUCACCAAUGACGCUCGCUUUAACUCGCAGCUUCUGCGCUUUGACCACAACAUCCGUUCCAGCAUUGUUCCUUUCGACUUCAACCUCGAUGCCAUCUUCAAUGCUGAUGGAGACUUGGCGUUGUACGGAAAGCACAGUGCACAGCUCUACGGCAAGUUCCUCCUGCGAGCGCAACCUUUGGCUUUUGCUACCUCACAUGAAUGCCGAGCCUCAGUGAGCCAGGCGCUAGACAACGGACUUUCCCUCGAGACCACAUUGGACAAUAAGAUGGACGCCGGUCUUUCUAUGAAUGAACAGAAGGCCAUUGUUAGUCUGAAGUCGAAAAUCAACAAUCACGCCUUUAAUCAAGACAUGAGCGUUUACAACACCGCCGAGGGAACUGGCAUGAGCAUUUCCGCUAACAUCCUCACAAACAUCAUCAACGCAGAAUCCACAGACAACCAGGAAUUUGGUGUCUCAGGCUUCCUCAAGUAUGACAAGAACACAAACUGUCACAUCAUUCAGUUCCCUCUGCUGGAAAACGUGCCUGUCUUCUUGGAAGGUGUCAAGGAUGUCCUUGUCGGUGUUGCAGAACUUGUUCGCGACUACAUCAAGAAUGAGCGGAUCGGAGAAAAACUUGAAGCUCUUCCUCAGCGUGUGAGUGAGUUUGUUGCCCAACUUAACAUUGAAGGCAAAGUCAUUCAGUUGAAGGAGUACAUCAGUGACCUUACCCCCAAAUAUCUGAUUUCCAUGGAGGAUGCGGAUGCUGCUUUCAGAAGCCUUAGGGUUCACUUUGAGAAAAUGAUCACUGAGGUCACCUUUUACAUUCAACACUAUUUUGCCAUGAUGGAGAAGAUCAUUGUUGAUGGCAACCUGCCUGAAACCGUAGCAUCACAGAUCCAGGAACUGCUCAAUGCCAUUAAUGAAAAGUAUGACAUCAAGGGAAUGGUCCUGUAUCUUAUCGAGACUGUGAAGACGAUGAUCCAGCAGAUCGACUUGGAAAAAUUGAGAGGCUCUAGUGUGGCAUUCCUGCAUAAUAUUGAGAAGGAAUACCAAAUUGUGUCUAAUCUGAAGGAUUGCCUAAAUAUCAUGAAGCAGUCCGUUGACAAUUUCGAUCUUGUCAACUUUGUUGCCGAACUGAAGGAGAUCAUUAAAGAUAUUGACAUUAGCCGUUCCGUCAAGGUUUUAACGAGUCAGAUCCCAACCGAGCUAUUCAAUGAGAUGAUGGAGUAUAUCCAGGAACUGAUCCAGGAUCUCAAGAUCUUUGACAAAAUCAAUGCAUUGUCUUCCAAGAUAAAGGAGUUCAUUGUCAAGCUUGAAGCUGACAAAAAGGUCCAAGUCAUCUUUGAAAAACUUGUGGAGGUCAUCAAGCAGUUUAGAAUUGAAGAAACCCUCAACACUGUUGCCCGAAUGGUCAAGGAUGCAAACAUCCCUGCAAAAUGCCAGCAAUUCUUCCAGGUCGUCAUUGACUACAUGGAAUCUACUGAAGUUAAGGAUAUGAUUCAAGACCUGAAGUCCUUCGCUGAGUCUAUCAUGCAGAAGAUGACAUCACUGGAUUAUAAGGCAUUUGUGGAUAAGGUUAAUAAAAUCACUGCGAGCUGCACAACUUAUGUUAAUGAUCUAAUCAGGGCUCUGGAAAUUCCCAAAAAAAUAGAAGCAGCAAAGGAUUUCGCCAACGUUGUCUUGACCUCUGCUAAAGGCUUUUCGGAUCGUCUGAGAGAAAUCAGAGUUGCAGAAAUUCUUACAUCUGUAAAGGAACUGAUGGACCAGGCUAUAUUUGAAGAUAUCAGGAGAUUCUUUGAAGAAAUCAAAAAAGAAGUUACAAAUAUCGACUUCAGAGCUGAGCUUGUCUCAUACGUCAAGGUAAUGAAGAGGUACUACAAGACAGUUCUGGUGAUUGUCACUGAUACUUGCCAAAGUGUGAUAGAUGGAAUCAGGUCAGCGUUCCCUGAACAAAAGAUCAUCGGUGAGCUUCAGCAACUCUACGACGCACUGAGAAGCGAACUGAAAAAGUAUGAGGUGACUAUUCCAUCCUUCACCGUUCCGCUCACUGACCUUGUGGUUCCCUCCAUGAAGUUCAACAUGGAUAAACUUCAGCAGGUUGACAUCCCCACACAGCUGGACAUUCCUGAGUUCACCAUUCUGGGUUUCCAUACGAUCAAAGCCACCACCAUUUCCUUUGAUGACAUCAAGCAGAGAAUCCUCCAAGUUAUCGAUUUCAUCUUGAAUUAUGACUUCAAAAUAAUUGACAUUGAUGCUUUCUUCGGAGACCUCAAGAUGAACUACUUGCCUUCCAUGCCUGAGAUAAACCUCUCAGAAAUUACCCUUCCUGAGAUCUCCUUCCCGACUCUCCCACACUUCCCCGUCGAUAAGCUUGUUAAGUCUCUUUCAGUUCCUGAGAUUGAACUUCCAACGAUCCCAAGUGAUAUUAUCGUCCCUUGCUUUGGCAAACUCUCUGCCGAGAUCCGGUUUAAUACUCCCAUCUACACCGUGAAGACAUCUGCCGAGCUCCAAAACGCCACCGAAAAAGUCAUGACACCCCAAUUCAAAGCCAUGAUCACUUCCCAAGGCACAUCUCCCAGCUUUGAAAUCCUGAAUUACAAAAUCGACUCAACUGCUCAGAUUGCUCUUCCUAAAAUGAGCCGCGUUGUGCUCGCAGAGACCCUCAAGAUCAACCAUCUUGCUCUCGUCGUCGACCACCUAGCCUCUCUAUCUCUCUAUGGUCUCUCCGGCCAGGCCCAAGCAAAGACUGCAGUGAAAGUGAACACUCCAAUUUACAACGCUGAUGUCACGAACCACGUUUUCGUUGCAAUGGAAGAGGGAAUGGCUGCUUCUCUUGAGACUAACUACAAACAUCUUGUCGACCUUCCAAUCGUCAGUGUCAAUAGUGAUGCCGUCGUGACCCAGAAAGCAAUCGUCCGUCAAGACGGUUACACCCUCACUUUGACUGUUGACAAUGUCGGCAAGUCUGUUGCUCAGGAGAGCAACCACAACAGCACCCUCUAUUUGUCACUCAGCCCAAGCCUUGUCACACUGACUUUCUCCGGCAACACAGACUUAAAAACAGCGACAAUGAAACAGCAAGUAACAGCCGAGGCAAGCCCUUACAUCUACAAAUUUAAUUUGCUCAGUAACAUGAAGGCGCCAAUCGUGAAGAGCAGUGUGGUUUCCGCCUCUGGAAAUGUCAACUUCAUUACCAUGAAGGCCGAUCUUAAAGCAAACCAUGACACAGAAUUGACCGGAGUGGUCAGGGGACUCCUUUCCAAUGGAAUUAACAUUGUUGCCCUUCCCGACGAGUUGUUUGCUGACUUCCAAAACAAAUUCAAUAGCAGGGUUACAAUCUUUGGAGCACCUACUGCUAAGAUUGAUUUGCGCAACGAUUAUUCCGCCGCUCUGACACUCAACAACCAGAAGCUGAACACAAUUUACACCGCUCGUCUUAAUCAGGCUGUAAUGACUUACAACCUCACUGUGGACAACAACAGAAAUGAGGCCGGCGCCUUUAUCGCGAUGGAUGGUAAUGUCAAUCUUGACUUCCUCAACAACCCCAUCAGCGUUCCUGCCAUCCAAAUCCCCUUUGUCGACAUGCGCACCCCAGCAAUAAAGGACGUGAAUUUAUAUGAACUGAUGGGACUGAAGCACCUGAUGAUUUCGCCAAAGCAAAACGUGGAUCUGGAUGCCAAGAUUGUUUAUCAGAAAAAGAAGGCUGCUCCCAUUGCGGUGAUCAUGAGCCUGAUCGAGAUCCCCCCCGUGGGUGACCUGAUUACAGAGUUGUCCUUCAAGUCUUCUGUCAUCAGUGUGAAUGUCAACACUGGACUGAAUGCAGCAGAUGAUCUUGUAUUCCGUCUGGGAGCUACGACGACCUCAGUGUUUGAGGGCUUAAAAGCCAAACUUGAUGGUACUGCCAGCCUGACCAGCAAAAGAGGAAUCAAGCUGGCCAAUUCCUUGUCCCUAGAAAAUCGGCACAUUGAAGGCACCCACGACAGCACCUUCAGUGUGAGUAGUGAGACUCUGGAAGCCGCUACCUCUGUGGCCUCUGUUGCACGAAUUUCUCUGCCUAUACUGAGCUUGGAAUUGAACCAGCGUCUGGUUGGGGACACCAAAUCCAAAACCAAGGCUCACUCCACUGUGAACAUUAAGGGCGAUUACAACAUUCCAGUGGUCAAGGCUGUUGGAAAAGCAAACACCGAUUGGAGCCUGAAGCUGGAGAGAACCAGUGAAGACAUUUCCAUUGAGACAGUCAUGAAGGCAAAUGUGGAUGGCAAAGUCCUUGAUGACUAUAUCGUCCUCGGAGUCCUGGACAGUGACGUGAACCUGUUCUUGAAUAACGGCCUGCGCUCCACCUCCAAGGUCAUUGCUGAUGUCAAGCUGAACCACGGCCCCACGAAAGUGAUCAACUUCGAUUUAAGUGACAGUGUGUCUUUGCAAGCCUCCCUCAGUCGGAUGUACGCCACGCUGAAGCAUUUGAGUAACAAUGAGCUCAACCUGUUCAGUUUGAACACCAACGGGAAACAUUUUGUCCAAGCGACCGUUGAUAUCGCACCAGUCUCUUCCUUGACUGCUGAUAUUGAGAUUAAUCUGUCACAACCAAGCACCCUGGGAGAUUUCACCAUCUCGGAGAAAACAGCGGUUGAUGUAACGGUCGCCAAACAGAAGAUCUCCACCAACGGCAAGUUCAUCAGCCCACUGUACACCUCAAAUUUUGAUGCGCUCUUGGAGGGAAACGCUCCAGUUUUCAAAGGCACACUUAAAUCCUCCGCCACUUCCACUUUCGUCAUCUUGGAUUAUGACAUGGAUGCUUCUUCGACGGUAAACUUUGAGAAUGCCGCUUUGAACGUGAUUAACAAACUCGUCCUGAAACAUGCCGACCUCAACAUGGAUGCCAACCAUGUCAUUGACCAAAGCACAAGUGUUUCUCGCCAGACCCUCAACGUGGACAUCACCAGCCCAACUUUCACUGAUGUCAACCUUCGCUACGCCGCUCGCAGAGAUGUUCUUAGUGCCUCACUAUCUGCUCCAUCUAUUGGCUUCCUGGGCUUGCAGAUGAAUGGCAGGGUCCCAUCUCAAUUGAGCGCAAGAGUCUACGGUCGUUAUCCUUCUGCUCCAGAGGCCGAUGUCGACAUCUUCGUCAUAAAAUCCUCUUCCAAGAACGCAAAUAGGAUGAACCUCCAGAUUGUCUACAACACCGAAGCACCCAAAAUCAUUCUCUCAGAAUUGAAACAGCGAGUCCCUUCCAUCGUCUCUGCUUUCACGGAGUUUCUUCGCAAGUAUCAGAUCACAAGCAACGUGGACAAGUUGAAGAAUGUCAUCGUUACCCGCAUCGGUGAUGUCUAUAACGCCGCCAUAAACUACGAUGUCCAGAUGAGCCAGCUGUCAAUCUUCUUCAGAAACACCAUUGUCCAAUACCAGCAAAACCUCCAGGUUAUCGUGGACACUAUCGUUAAGCUCCUGAGGGAGACCAAGUUCCAACUGCCAGGGUCUGAUGAAAUGACCACCCUUCCUGAGGUCCUGAAGAAAAUGACCGACAGUAUUGCCACGACUCUGGACAAAAACACCCAGAUUAUGUAUCAGUCCAUGGAGAUCUACUAUAACUCAUUUGUGGAGAAAAUCACCACCAUGAAAGUCUCCAUGCCAGUUGGUGAUGCGGUUACCGUUGGCCAGAUCUUUGAACACGUGAAAACAUGCGUGCGGGACAUCAUGAAUGGACUAGUGGCCUUUGUGAAGAAUAUGGAGAGUCUUGACACAGCGCUGGUGAAAAUGAGUGAGACCAUGAGAGCCGUCGUUGGUAAAACUCAGCAGUUUGUUGACUCGAUCAAGUCUGACUAUUUAGAUCAAGCGUUCCUCCGAAUCAAUGACAUUUACCGCAAUAUCGUGACGCUCAUCAAGGUUAUCGUUGACAAGAUCUCUGCCCUUGAUACGGAGCAGCUCAACAAUGCGUAUGGUUCCAUCAUUGACAUGUUCAUCAAGGGAGUUGAUCAGGUCAACGCGACUCUUUCCGGGUUGCUGACGGAAGCUUCACCGGAGGCUCGGGUGAAACUCACAAAUGGAAGGCUUGAAAUUGACCUCCCUUUUGCAUUUCAACAAUGACGAACAAACCCAGGUCUGAAUUAGUAUAAAACACUCCCACCUCUUUGGAAGGAGUAUUGCCACUUAGAUUGCUUAGCCAUAUUUAUGACAAAGGUAUAACAGUUUUAAAUGAUCUUGUUUAAUCUGUUGUGCAUGUAACCUUUUACGUACUCACGGGAUAAAUGACAUUUGUCAAUAAAGUAUCUGAAAGUGAA
This is a messenger RNA of Hippocampus comes (tiger tail seahorse), 11785 nucleotides long. RefSeq names its product apolipoprotein Bb, tandem duplicate 1 (gene apobb.1). The transcript is spliced from 29 exons. Gene Ontology annotation, biological process: triglyceride mobilization; cholesterol transport; cholesterol homeostasis. Gene Ontology annotation, cellular component: very-low-density lipoprotein particle; mature chylomicron; low-density lipoprotein particle. NCBI's taxonomy places the organism in Eukaryota, Metazoa, Chordata, Actinopteri, Syngnathiformes, Syngnathidae. Gene Ontology annotation, molecular function: low-density lipoprotein particle receptor binding; cholesterol transfer activity. The coding region runs from base 213 to 11591 and encodes 3792 amino acids. The record is from RefSeq and is a predicted model, not a curated record.